This is a messenger RNA of Nicotiana attenuata, 1681 nucleotides long. Its product is annotated as ultraviolet-B receptor UVR8. The record is from RefSeq and is a predicted model, not a curated record. Lineage: Eukaryota; Viridiplantae; Streptophyta; Magnoliopsida; Solanales; Solanaceae. The transcript has 4 exons. The coding region runs from base 144 to 1475 and encodes 443 amino acids.
ACCCGCUGAUUUGUAAAUAGCAUCCUUGAAAAUGGCUGUGUGCACUUGCCUCACAUUCUUGAAUGAGAUCCGACCCGUUUUAAGUUUACUCUGAACACCACAAAAAGGAUCCAACGACCACUUACAAUCGGGUCGAAAUACAAAUGAUGUUACAGUUACUGAAGCACGGAAGAAUUCCGGCGAGUGAUCUCUGCCGCCGGUGGAUGAGCAGCAGCUGUAGUAGGAAAACUACGGUAAUGAGCUUCGGUGAUGGAAGCCACGGGGCAUUGGGCUUGCCGUCGUCCAUCAUUGGUAUGGGCUCCGACGCUUACGAGCCCACUCCUAUUCCGGGCCUUCCGCCCGAUGUUGUUACCAUCGCCGCCGGUCACUUCCACUCCCUCGCCGUUACUUCUGAGGGCCAUGUUUGGGCUUGGGGUCGUAACAAUGAAGGCCAGCUUGGCCGUGAUCCUCUUUCUCCAAGAGAAUCAUGGAGUGAACCGAAAUUAGUAGAAGGAUUAAAUAAAGUAAGAGUUCAAGCUGCUUUCGCAUCAGGUGCCAUUUCUGCUGCCAUUGGGGACGAUGGGUCUCUGUGGGUUUGGGGAAGUUCCAAGCGCGGGCAGCUUGGUCUUGGCAAAGGAAUCACCAAUGCUGCCUUACCUUCCAAAGUUGAAACACUUUCUGGAGAAGAGAUAGUUAAGGUCUCAUUAGGUUGGGGGCAUGCUCUUGCGCUGGCUAAGGAUGGGACUUUGUUUGGCUGGGGAUAUUAUUCAGAUGGUAGAAUAGGCAAGCUAGGAAGAGAAUUGGAGAUCUCUCCACUAGAAUCAAAUAGUACUAAACUAAUAUCAAGAGAAGAAUCUUCUGCAAUUGAAGCUGCUGAGAAGUCAGUCAUGGAAGCCAUUGAGAAGGAAAAGGACAUGCCUAUAAUUUGGGAGCCCGGUUCAGUUGAGGAGCUACAUGGGUUAAAAGUUGCUGAUGUGGCUUGCGGACUCGAUCAUUCUUUAGUCCUUUGCCGUGAUGGGGCAUUAUUUAGUGGUGGAAGCAAUGUGUAUGGUCAGUUAGGAAGAGCGAACAAAGACUUGGGAAUGCGACUAGUUGAUAUACACUUCCGUCCUGUCUCUAUAGCUUCAGGUUUAGGGCAUUCUUUGGCAGUUUGUCAUGGUGCUUCAUCAGAAACAACAGAAGAUGCAACAAGUGUUGUAUCUUGGGGAUGGAACCGAAGUUCUCAACUUGGAAGGGAAGGUCCCGAGCACAUCCCUCAGGUUGUUGAAGGGCUCUCUGGCGAGACGCCUAUUUCUGUGUCAGGAGGUCGGGCACAUUCCCUAGCGCUCACAGCUAAGAAAGAGGUUUGGGCUUGGGGCUGUGGGAAGAAUGGGAGGCUUGGGUUGGGCAGCUCGACUGAUGAAGUGGAACCUAUGUUGGUUGAAUAUUUGGAAGGUUCUGAAGUAAUUCAAGCUGUUGCAGGCUUGGAUCAUAGUCUUGUUCUGGUUGCUGAAUAAUGCAGUGAGAAAUACUGAGUACAUAUUUGUAAUUCUUCCUGAAAUUUCUUACUUCUGUUUGUUUUAGCUUCACUUGCUCUACUUCAAUAAAAUGGUAGAACCACUUGAGUUUGCCGUCUAACAUUAGCUUUAAUAUUGUCAUUUGCUGAUGAAGUUGUAAUUGUUUAAUCAUGAAGGGAACUUCCUUGACAUUUCUGCUUUUCCCA